Molecule: messenger RNA, 207 nt
Organism: Clunio marinus
Lineage: Eukaryota; Metazoa; Arthropoda; Insecta; Diptera; Chironomidae
Source: the annotation of a GenBank genome assembly
AUGAAGUCUCAUCAAAUGAGAAGGUUCUACUCGUCGCUUCCCACAUCCCCCAAGCCUUUGCAGUCAAAAUUUGCGUGCAUUGUUAAACAGGAAAUAUUAAAACAAAAACUAAGAUGCUUACCAUUGUUAAGUCACGUACGAGAUUAUUUUAAUUGUGAUAUUCAUGUUUUUUAUGUUACAUGUAACCUGAUGAGUGAUGAAAUAUAA